This is a messenger RNA of Dipodomys spectabilis (banner-tailed kangaroo rat), 2352 nucleotides long. RefSeq names its product golgin subfamily A member 2-like. Lineage: Eukaryota; Metazoa; Chordata; Mammalia; Rodentia; Heteromyidae. Bases 1 to 2352 code for a protein of 783 amino acids. Gene Ontology annotation, biological process: spindle assembly; Golgi organization. The record is from RefSeq and is a predicted model, not a curated record. Gene Ontology annotation, molecular function: protein binding. Gene Ontology annotation, cellular component: Golgi cis cisterna; cis-Golgi network; Golgi cisterna membrane. The transcript is spliced from 2 exons.
AUGUGGCCCCCACAUCUUCCCCGUCCCAGCGCUAGGAUGUCUGAACAAACAAGACUGAAAAAGUUAGCCGCAGGAAAGAGACUCCUGGAAGAAUACCAGCGGAGGAAUGGUCCUGCCGGAUCUGCAGAACCCAAGAGAAAGAAGAAGACUAAAAAAGGAGGUAACCCCAAGACAAAGGCCGCCAGGGACAGUCAUUCAGCUGAGGGUGUGGCCAAAGACCCGGCAGGCCUUGAGCCUCCCCCGCUUCUGGGCACAGUCAGAGCUGCUGGGGUCAAGAGUGACCCGGGUCCCUCCGCCACCGAGGACCUCGAAGGGUGCUACCAACACCUGGUGCUUGCCCUCGAUGCCAACAGAAUACAAAAUGAGCAGCUCUGCAGAGAGAUCGAACAACUGAAGCAGGAAAAUAAAGAGCUGCAGCAGCAGCAGCAGGAGACCGCCUGUGUGCCCGAGGCCCUGGGAGCAGAGCUGGAGCAGUACAAGCUAUCAGUGCAGAUGGUGGCUUCAGAAAAAUCCAGUUUACAAUCUGCCCUGGCCGACAUGCGGCAGGUGGCCGAAGGAAGAGCCCAGGAGCGGGACCAUCUCACCAGCCGCCUGCAGGCUGCAGAGCAGCGCGUGAGGGAGCUGGAGAUGAAGCUGUCCGACAUCUCCACCACAGAGACUGACACCGAGCUCCACAACCUCGAGCUCAUGAAAGCCUUGAAAUGCCUGACGCUGCAGCUCCAGCAGAAGAGCAGAAGCUGUGAAGACCUGGAGGAGGAGAACAUCGAGCUGCGGGACAGGCUGGACGUGCUCCAGACACAGAAGGCCAACAUGGAGCUCCAAAUUCACAAGUUCCAGGAGGCGCUGGUGGAGCACGCAGAGUUGGAAAGACAACUCAAGAGCAUGAGAGAGCUGGCCACCACCUUCAAGCUGGAGAGAGACUCUCUGGAGGAGGACCUGAGGGUGGAGAGCUGUACAGGGAAGGAGAAGGCCCGGCAGCUCUUAGAGGAGGUGGGCAGGCUGAGAGAGGAGAAAGAGCAAGGGGCCAGGCAGGUGUUGGAGCUGGAGGGCGAACUGGUGGAGCUGAGAGAGCAGCUGGCCCAGCUGCAGGACGCCUGGCAGAGGCUGAGCGCUGAGAAGGAGUCGCUCGCUGGCCUCCUGCACGCUGAGCAGCAGGAGAAGAAACAUCUUCAGGAGAAGCUGGAGCAGCGGGAGGAGUCGCUCAAAGAAUGGAAGGAGAUGGCUGAGUUCGAGCACCAAGAGGCCCAAGAGCUGCAGGACCAGUCCCUGGCCCAGCUGCAGGAGCUCAGAGCCACUUGUGAGCAGCUCGAGACCCAGCUGCUGGAGCAGCUGCAGCAGAAGCAGGUGCAGAGCACAAUGGAGGACUGGAAGGUACCUCUAAAGUUCCAGGACACACUGACGUGCCUGGAAUCCACAAGGCAGGAGAAUGCACAGCUGCGGGCCCAGCUGAGCCUCCUGGCUCUCCCUAGAGAAGGCGAAGGAGUGAGCAGAGAGGAAGACAAGGGGGAAGAGGCGGCUCCCCCUGCUGUGACCGUCCCAGAGGACAUAGACAACCCACAUACCAUGUGGGAUUUUUACUGCGUAGCACUAUCCAUCGCUGAAUCUAAGAAGGCUCAGCUCAGCUGUGAGUUGCAGGAGCAGCAGGCCCACUGUGAGGGCCUGGCCCACCUGGUAGCCCAGUGCCAGACAGAGCUGGAGCGCCAGGCCCUCUACCCCAAGAGCUGGCACCACGGCACACCUGGGGAGGGAGAGCAGGACAGCCAGGGGCCCAGGAAGCAGCUGAAGAUUUGCUUCACCUACGACCUGCCCGGCCAGGUGGACCAGCAGAGUCCAGCGGACGACCUCCCCCGUCGCUGCAGCCUGCUGUCAGAAUGCAUCAGUGCCAUGGAGGAGGAGAUGGCGUCCUGUGAAGAGCAGAUGGGCGUCCUGGAUGAGCUGCAGCGCGAGAAGGAAGAGUGCUUCUGCCGGCUGAUGCAGGAGAAGAGGGAGAAGAAGAAGGAGCUGCAGGAGCUGCUGCUGCGCCUGACAGGGCAGGGCACAGAGGGCCAGGACUCGAUGCCGGCCGCUGGCCUCACCCCUGCCGCCGAGGCCCACGCAGACCUGGUAGGGCCCUUGCAGAGGGAAGUUGCAGAGGAGGAGCGGGAGCACUGGUCUGAGAAGGUGCAACCUGAAGACAACACGGAGCCUGCCCCAGGAGAAGCCGGGGCGUCUUGUCCCCCUGACACCCUCACCGCAGAGCAGGUGGUGUUGCUGCAGCCUGGCAUCCAGCAGCACCCAGAGCCUGCAGGCCCGGACAACCAGGGCUCCUUCCCUUUCAUCUAUAGACUGACACAAAUGAUCGGUUUGAGAUAG